Messenger RNA from Folsomia candida, 3805 nucleotides. RefSeq names its product advillin. Gene Ontology annotation, molecular function: phosphatidylinositol-4,5-bisphosphate binding; actin filament binding. The record is from RefSeq and is a predicted model, not a curated record. Gene Ontology annotation, biological process: actin filament severing; barbed-end actin filament capping; actin polymerization or depolymerization. NCBI's taxonomy places the organism in Eukaryota, Metazoa, Arthropoda, Collembola, Entomobryomorpha, Isotomidae. Bases 1148 to 3691 code for a protein of 847 amino acids. Gene Ontology annotation, cellular component: cytoplasm; actin cytoskeleton. The transcript is spliced from 21 exons.
UACGGCAGAAGUGCAUGGCUACACACACGGCAGACAAUGAAUACAUAUUUUUUUGCUUUUACAACCAUUGUCUAAAUCAACCAGUUGGAAUUUGGAAUUACUCUCAUAGCGUGGAUUCUAGCAUUAACUCAGAUGUGUGUUCGGUCCCCCUUGAGUUAGUGAAUUUCACACAGGGCAAAGAUGACAAAGUUUUAAAAACAACGUUGCGCCCCACAACACCACAACCAUCCGGUGAGUCAGAGAACCGCAUGCACGUAUGUACAUAUGUAUACGCGGUUGAGCUUUGGCGUUUCCCCCUCAUCAGCAGAUUUUUAUACUCAACAAUCACAACAAUCAGCAAACACGAAAAGUGCGUUUUAAUGAAACUAGUGAAUGUCAAGGAAGGAAAUAGUCAAGGAUGGGUGUUGAAUAAAAUAUAUAGUGCAAUACAGUGAAGCAUACGUGAUAUUAAGCAACACACACAGUUCCAGUAAAUAAUUUUGGUAUAAACAUUCAAUAAUUUUUAGUAUGAACCAUAUACUUAAAUUGUGAAACAUUUUAUAAUAUUAUUGUCAAGAAAUGUCAUGACUUGCAGCAAAAAAAGAAAGAAUAAUCGAGAGCAACUUCCAUCAUCUGUGGGAAAAUAUUUCUCAAGUUGUUUUGUACUAAAGUCAAGGUUUCUUGGAAAACUUGCUCGCAUUCAUACAAACGUAUCGUCUAUGCAGCACGUUUGCUGUUUUCUAGCUUUCAACAACUUCAAACGAUUAACUCUGCAAAUGAAUAAAAAAAUAUAAUCACAGUUGAACGGUUCUCGAUAGACUGUUAAAUUUCCCAUUUUAAUGCAUGCAAAUGCAAAAACGUGAAAUAUGUAUAUUUAUGUACAAAUUCUCUAUUGCGACAGUUGUGAUACUUUCAUAACUUUCAGAAGUGUGCGUUAAGUCUUAAUGAUGGACUUAAGUGAGUUAAGCAACAUUGUUGAUGGUCAAUAAUUUGGAAUUAAUAAUAGACACACAACAUAUGUAAUAUUACAUAAUAAAAGUAGGAAACAGGAGGAAAUAGUGAGACAUAAAGAAUUGUGUUAAACAGUGUCGCAUUAAAUGACAUCAAUCAGCAAAGUUUUGCCGGAACCGGACACAAUAAAAGUCACCGAAACACGGAAAACAACAACAUGAUUAUCAACGGGAUGAAUUACUACUCCAAUACUUUACCCACCAUGAGUGGAUCAGUGGACCCAAUCUUCAAACAGAUUCCGAAAGGAUCGACGUGUUUUCUCAUUUGGAGAAUUGAGAAGCUGCAAAUCGUCCCUCUUCCAAGAGACCAGUACGCCAGCUUCUACAAUGGAGACUCGUACAUCAUUUACAGUGCAUCGGAACCAAAUCAGCCCGGUGGCAUGAAUGUCAAGGAAAAGCCGGCUCGAGCCUUGGAACAAAACAUUCACUUUUGGCUUGGAAGUGCCACAAGCACUGAUGAAGCUGGUGUAGCAGCAUACAAAACCGUUGAACUGGAUGAUUUCCUUGGUGGAGCACCAAUUCAACACCGUGAAACUGAAGGAGCGGAAUCACAACGGUUCCGAUCAUAUUUCCCGAACGGGAUACGAAUUCUCCAAGGAGGUGUUGAAAGUGGAUUCCAACAUGUUUCCCAUGUUUUCAUACCCAAGCUGUUUUGCGUCAAAGGAAAACGACGACCGGUGGUGCGACAACUUCCCAAAGUUUCUUGGAGCAACAUGAACUCUGGCGACGCUUUCCUCUUGCAGACAAAGGAAGCAAUUUUCCUAUGGGAAGGGAAGACUGCGAACAAUUUGGAAAAACUUCAAGCUGCCAAAGUGUCCCAGCAAUUAAAAGCGGAAUCUGGUGCCAAAUCAGUUAUCGUGUUUGUGAAGGAUGGGGAGGAAGAACAACUACAGGACAUCGAAAAGAGCUUGUUUGAAAUGUACCUUCCCCUUAAAGACAGAAGUCAAAAGAAAUCGGCAUCCGAUUAUUCCGAUGACGCCGUGGACAGGGAAGUGACGCAUGAAAUCAAGCUGUAUCGGUGCUCCGACGAUGACGGGACGCUUCGUGUCACCGAGGUUAAGGUCGGACCUCUCUUCCAGCAGGAUCUAAAUUCUGGGGACUCUUUUAUCAUCGACAAUGGUACGCGUGGAAUUUGGGUGUGGAUUGGAAAAAAGGCCAGCCCAAAGGAAAGGAUUGAAGCAAUGCGAAAUGCUCAAGGUUUCAUUAAGAAGAAGGGCUAUCCUGAUCACACGCAAGUCACAAGGGUGAUUGAUGGAGGAGAGCCAGAGAGUUUUAAAUCCCUCUUUUCUGCAUGGAAAGUUAAGAAUGAAACGGUAGGAUUUGGGAGACAGCACUCUGGUGGCAAAGGAAUUGCUAAAAUCAGCCAAAGUAGUUUCGACGCUACAACUCUUCAUGAACAACCUGCUCUUGCUGCCAAGAUGAAGAUGAUUGAUGAUGCCUCAGGAUCCAAAGAAGUGUACAAAGUGCACGAAUUUAAAUUAGUAGAAGUCCCUCAGCAGUAUCAGGGUUCAUUCUUUGAACAUGAUUGUUAUGUUAUCAAGUACUCGUCAUCCGGUCCCGGCGAGUAUAUUCUUGUCUAUUUUUGGCUGGGACUUAAAGCCAAAAAUGAGGAUAGAGGUGCCGCCGCGUUACUUGCUAAAGAAUUGGAUGAUGAAGUUGGUGGUCGCGCAGUGCAAAUUCGUAUUGUCCAAGGAAAAGAACCUGCACACUUUAUUGCAUUGUUCAGAGGGGAAUUCACGGUGUACUUGGGAGAUGCCGACGACAGUGGCUACGAGCCUGUGAAGCCAUAUCUUUUGCAAGUUCGAGGAAAUGUUCCAGAAGAAGCGAGAGCCUUCCAAGUGCAGAGACGUGCUGCAUCGCUAAACUCCAAUGACGUGUUUGUGCUUGUUGGCGACUCUGCGAGCUUCCUUUGGUGUGGAAAGGGGUCCACGGGGGAUGAAAGGGAGAUUGCAAAGAAAAUUGCUGCGAGAGACCGUGUGGAUUGUAUCACCGUUUAUGAAGGGCAAGAACGUGAAGAUUUUUGGUCCGAAAUUGGUGGCAAAGAAGACUAUGCAAGUGAUAAGAGGCUGGCAUCAGAGUCAACACAGAAAGACCCACGACUUUUCCAGUGCUCAAAUGCGACUGGAAUCCUUAGAGCGGAAGAAAUUGUUAACUAUAGUCAGGGAGAUUUGGUUGAGGAUGAUGUCAUGCUCCUUGACAUUGGGGACACAAUUUUCUUGUGGUUUGGUAAAGACUCCAAUAAGGAAGAACAACAAGGGGCAGUCCUAAUGUCUACAAAGUACUUGGCUUCUGAUCCUUCAGGAAGAGAUCCUGAUACUCCAAUUCUUGUCAUCAAGCAAGGUAUGGAGCCACCUACGUUCACUGGAUUCUUUGGGGUUUGGGAUCGUUCCUUAUGGAGCAACAAUCAAACUUUUGAGGAACUGAAGGCACAAAUGAUUGGAGAACAGCCAAUUCUAUCAGCCUCUGCCAUAACACUUAUUCAGACGAAUGGAGUAGAUUUCGAGUCAGCAAAAAAGCAUCCAAUUGAUGUCUUAUCCGAAAAAGAUCAGGAUAAACUUCCUGCCGAUGUAAACCCUUCCAUGAAAGAGGUUCACUUAAACGAGGCCGAUUUCCAGUCAAUAUUCAAAAUGGAUUACCAGGCUUUCAGUGAGCUUCCAUUGUGGAAGAAAACUCAACUAAAGAAAAACGCUGGCUUGUUUUAAUUAAUUUAUCAGAAAAUAUUUUGCCCAGCAAUGGAGACAUUAUAAUUGACAAGCAUGAAUUAGUUGAAUUUUGGGGUUAAAUUGAAAAUAAAUUGUAUGAAAACCAACGAGGAU